AUGCUGACCCCAAUGAUGGCUGGGGGGGUGGUGUUCCCCGGACUCUUCCUCCUCUCCAAGAACACUCUCCAGCGGCUGCCCCAGCUGCGCUGGGAAGAGGCCGACGCGGUCAUUGUCUCAGCCAGGCUGGUGUCCUCUGUCCAGGCCAUCAUGGCCUCCACAGCUGGCUACAUUGUCUCCACGUCCUGCAGGCACAUCAUUGAUGACCAACACUGGCUCUCCUCUGCCUACACGCAGUUUGCAGUCCCCUACUUCAUCUACGACAUCUACGCCAUGUUCCUCUGCCACUGGCACAAGCACCAAGUCAAGGGGCACGGCGGCGAUGACGGGGCCGGCAGCCCGGGCAGCACCUGGGCCGUGGCGCGUGGCUACCUGCACAAGGAGUUCCUCAUGGUGCUCCACCACGCCGUCAUGGUGUUCGUGUGCUUCCCACUCUCCGUGGUGUGGCGUCAGGGCAAGGGGGACUUCUUUCUAGGCUGCUUGCUGAUGGCGGAGGUCAGCACCCCGUUUGUCUGCCUUGGCAAGAUCCUCAUCCAGUACAAGCUGCAGCACACUCUGCUGCACAAGGUGAACGGGGCCCUGAUGCUGCUCAGCUUCCUGUGUUGCCGGGUGCUGCUCUUCCCCUACCUGUACUGGGCCUACGGGCGGCACGCCGGCCUGCCCCUGCUCUCUGUGCCCCUCGCCCUCCCGGCCCACGUCAACCUGGGCGCCGCGCUGCUGCUCGCCCCCCAGCUCUACUGGUUCUUCUUGAUCUGCCGUGGCGCCUGCCGCCUCUUCUGGCCCCGGGGCUCCCCGCCGUCCUCCCCGUGUCAGACCCAGGACUGA
Orycteropus afer afer is the source of this 825-nucleotide messenger RNA. RefSeq names its product TLC domain containing 3B (gene TLCD3B). Gene Ontology annotation, cellular component: membrane; endoplasmic reticulum. Gene Ontology annotation, biological process: lipid homeostasis; ceramide biosynthetic process. Gene Ontology annotation, molecular function: sphingosine N-acyltransferase activity. The record is from RefSeq and is a predicted model, not a curated record. Lineage: Eukaryota; Metazoa; Chordata; Mammalia; Tubulidentata; Orycteropodidae. Bases 1 to 825 code for a protein of 274 amino acids. The transcript has 5 exons.